UCUGCGCGCCGGCGGAGGACAUCAACGGUCGCGACGCGGGCAACGAGGACGAUCGAUCCGCGGCGUUUCGUUUUUUGAAACAAAAUGAGCGACGCCGAAGCGGAGACCGCGGCCGAGGAGAAGCCGCGCGUGAAGGAGGACGACGCCGAGGAGAAGAAGAAAUCCGAGGAGGCGGGGGAAUCGGGCGGCGAAUCCGGCGACGACGACGACGACGACGCGAACGUCGGGUCCGAAGACGAGUCCGGGUCCGACGACGACGCCUCGGACGACGACGAGGAUGACGACGAGGAGGAGGAGGAGGAGGACGAGGACGAGGAAGACGAGGACGAGAAGCCCGCGAAGCCGAAGAAGCCCGCCGCCGCGUCCGACGACGACGAGGACGGCGAAGUCAAGGCGGAGCCCGCGGGCGACGACGACGGCGACGGCUCCGACGACGGCGAGAUCAUGACCGCGGCGAAAGCGAAGGCGCAGAAGGCGGCGAAGAAAAAGGAGAAGGAGAAGAAGCGAUCGCGGAACCAGUUCGUGGACGACGUCGCGGACGACGACGACGACGACGGCGCGAGGAAGAGGAAGAAAAAGAAGGGCAAGAAGUCCGGCAAAGACGGCAGGCCCGGCGGGAACAUGUUCAUCGACGACAUGGCGGACGUCGAGGACGACGACGAGGAAGAGGACGACGAGGGCGACGACAUCGACGAGGACCUCGGCGAGGAGGAGCGGGAGGCGGUGAUGCGCGAGGCGGAACAACGCGUGCACGCGAGGUAUGAAAACCUCGAACGGAUGGAACGCAUGGAGAACGAGGAGGAGCUCGAGGCGGCGCUCAAGGAGCGGUACGCCGCGCACCGCGCCGCCGCGGACUACGGCGACGUCGGGAUCGGCACGGAGGUGGACCAGCAAGCGCUGCACCCGACGGUGCGGGACCCGAAGCUGUGGCUGGUCACGGUGAAGCAGGGCAAGGAACGCGAGGUGGUCGUGUGCCUCAUGCAGAAGGCGAUCAACCUGCACAGAUCCGGGAAGGGCGCCAUGGCGAUCAAGUCCGCGGUCGUUCAGGAUCACCUCAAGUCCUACGUGUACGUCGAAGCCGAGCGCGAGGACCACGUCAAGAAGGCGCUGGCGGGACUACGGCACGUGUACCACUCGAAACCGAUCAAGCUCGUGCCCAUCGCGGAGAUGGUGGAGUCCGUCACCGUGACGAAGAAGAAGGUGUCGAACAUCAAGAUGGGGUCGUGGGUGCGCAUGCGCGGCGGUGCGUACAAGGGCGACCUCGCGAAGAUCGUGGACGUGAACUUCGCGGACAACCAGUGCACGGUAAAGCUCGUCCCUCGCUUUGACUACGCGCACCUUCAGGCGAAAGAGGAGGGGACGCACCAGGGUCGAAAGAAGGCCAACUUGCGGCCGCCCGCGCGUCUGUUCACCGAGGCGAUGUCCGCGAAGUACAACCUCCCGUUGGAGCGCUCGAGGCACGACCGUCGCAUGCGCGCGAACGUGGACGUCCUGUGCGGCCAGCAUAAGCUCAUGGACGGGUACUACGUCAAGACGAUCUCUCUCGCGUCGUGCAAGCUGGCGGACGCGCCGGCGUUGGACGAGCUCCAGCGAUUCUCCACGGGCGAGGAGGCGACGGAGGCGAAGACGAGCGACGGCGGCAGAGCGAACGCGGCGGCGAACUUGGAGGCGCUCGCGAGCUCCCUGGAGGGCGCCGCGAAGAGGGAGCAGAACUUCCUCCCCGGCGAUCACGUCAUCUGCGUCGACGGAGACCUCGUCAACCUCACCGGCGUCGUCGUGCACGACAACGCGGACGGCUCCGUGAAGAUCACGCCGACGCACGACGACAUCCACGAAGACAUCGACGUGGACAAGCAGACGUUGAGGAAGUACUUCAAGGUUGGGUCGCACGUGCGGUGCGUGCACGGCGUGCACGACGGCGAGUCUGGUCUCGUCGUGAAAGUGGAGGGGCAAGUCACGACGGUGUUCUCCGACGUCAAGCAGGAGGAGUUCCUCGUGUUCUCGCAAGACCUCGCGGACAGCAAAGAGGUCACCAGAAGAGUCGAGAGCAUCGGGGUUUUCACGAUCCACGACCUCGUCCAGCUCGAAUCUUCCGCCGUCGGGAUGAUCGUCAGAGUGGAGAAGGACGCCGCGAUGGUGAUGAUGGCGAGCAGCACCGCGGAUCGACCGGACGUCCGCCCGGUUAAGCUCCACGACAUGCGUCGGAAGCUCAUGGAUAGGAGGGUCACCGCCUCGGACGCCGGGAUGGAGACGAUCGAGAACGGGUCGAUGGUGAGGAUCGUCGACGGCCCGGGGAAAGGGAUGCGGCUCACGGUGAAGCACAUCAACCGAGGGACGCUGUGGGGGAAGGUUCGCGGCGAUGUCGCAGAUUUCGGCGGCAUCGUCGCGGUCAAGGCGCGGAGCUGCCGCGUCGACGGCUCCAAGAGCAAAGACGGCGGAAACGACGCCAACAGAGCCGGCGGGUUCGCCGCGGCGCCGCAGUCCCCCGGCGCCGCGCUGCUCCGCUCGCCCGCGGCGCGCCAGCAACCGAUGCAGAUGCAGGACGCGCCGCGCGCCGGGCGGUUCGGCGGCGGCCCCGUCGGGAGGCGCGACAACUCGCUUGUCGGGACGACGAUCAAAGUCAGCGCGGGGGUGUACAAAGGGUACAAGGGCAAGGUCGUGGACGCGACGGAGACGACCGUCCGCGUGGAGCUCCAAGCGCAAGCGCGCACGGUCACGGUGCAGCGGAACCAGAUCGUCAUGCCGAGCGCGGCGCCGCCGUGGGGCGGCGCCGCCGCGGCGCCGGCGGCGUACCAGCCCGCCGCGCCCGCGACGGCGCCGACGCCCGCGCGUACGCCGAUGCGCGAGUACGCGCGGACGCCCGCGUACGGCGACGGCAUCGGCUCCGUCACGCCGCUGCGCGACGACGGCGCGGGCGGCAGAACCCCGCUGCGCGACAGCGCGUGGAACCCGGCGACGCCGCACCACGACGGCGGCGUCGGCGGCGGCGGAUGGGACGACGACGCGCCGUCGACGGCGUCGGCGCCCGCGCCGUCGUCGGACCCGGACGCCGGGUACGCCGGCGUGUUCGUCACCAAGGCGGUCGUCUCUCUCCCGGACGGGAGACAGGGCGUCGUCCGCGCGCGGAAGAACGGCGCCGUGGUCGUCGCGAUCGGGACGACGAAGACGCUCCCGAACGGCGUCGUCACCCUGGACGCGCUCACGUCUGCGAGUGCGAUGGAGACGGUGCCCGAGAGCGUGUUGACGCUGGCGCCCGCGCAGAAGAAGGACAACGUUGUCGUGGUGACGUCCGGGGAGGAGCAGCCGCGCGGUGCCACCGCGGUGGUCAUCUCCGUGGACGAGGGCGAGUGCGUGAUGAAGAUGGACGGGACGAAGGAGGCGGCGAUGAUGCCCGCGACGGCGAUCGCGCGCGUCCCGAUCCCCUUCAGCGCCUUGGACAGGACCUUCACGACGAUCCCUCUCUUGAGCCACGGCGCGUCGUCCCCGGCGCUGCCGCCGCUCGUCCCGGCGGCGUCGGAGCCGGGGUUCGGAUUCGGCGUCGCCGCGUGCGCUUCCUUCGCCGCGAUCCCGCGCCGCAUGAUCUCCUGGAGCGCGGAGGGCUUGGCGCCCGCGCGUUUGGACGCGAGCCCCGCGGCGGCGUCGGACGCGACCCUCUGCGCGUUCUUGAAGACGUCCAGCGCGUUCGCGUCCCCGGCCGCGCCCGCGAGCGCGAGGGCGCCGACGUCCGUCUUGACGCGUUUGUUCGCUAUGGACAGCUUCAUGUGCGCGUCGUCGUCGCCGCGUUUGAGCUCCGUCGCGGCGGCGGCGACUUUCGCCGAGUCGGGAAGGUUUCGAUUGGCGCGCUCGAUCUGCUCCGCGAUGAGACGCGCCGCGCGCUCCUCUUCGUCCUCCUCCGCGCGCUCGCGCUUCGCUUUCAUCGCCUGGCGCAUCUUCUCCUCUUUGUCCUCGGGGCGAUAG
Micromonas pusilla CCMP1545 is the source of this 3957-nucleotide messenger RNA. Its product is annotated as transcription elongation-nucleosome displacement protein Spt5. Gene Ontology annotation, cellular component: DSIF complex. The transcript is spliced from 2 exons. NCBI's taxonomy places the organism in Eukaryota, Viridiplantae, Chlorophyta, Mamiellophyceae, Mamiellales, Mamiellaceae. Gene Ontology annotation, biological process: regulation of DNA-templated transcription elongation; transcription elongation-coupled chromatin remodeling; regulation of transcription by RNA polymerase II. Bases 85 to 3957 code for a protein of 1290 amino acids. The record is from RefSeq and is a predicted model, not a curated record. Gene Ontology annotation, molecular function: mRNA binding.